CGUGCAUUGCUGUCACGCUCCGGUCCGGUUUCGGUUGACAGGAAGAGGCAGCGGGAAGGAGGAGCCGCUGCCGUGCCGCUUUGUGUUGUCACCGCUCAAUUUCCUCGUCUCGCCCAGCACUCUCCAGCUCCCAUCGGCUCACUCCUCUCCGCGGAACGGUAAACUUCCACAAACUGACAAAAUGUACCGAUACCUCGGAGAGCUACUCACCCGGGGAGCCGGCAACGUCUUGGCCUCGGUCUGCUCCGCCGCCGCGGACUCUGCGCUGCCAGCGUCCGCGUCCCUGCUGCGGUACCGCGGCUACAGCCAGGCCGUGGAGCGGGACGAUGACCCAAACUUCUUCACCAUGGUGGAAGGCUUCUUCGACAAGGGUGCCGCUAUCGUGGAGGACAAGCUGGUGGAGGACCUGAAGACCCGGGAGAGCCCCGAGCAGAAGAGGAAGCGAGUCCUGGGGAUCCUGCGGAUCAUCAAGCCGUGUAACCACGUCCUGAGCGUCAGCUUCCCUAUCAAGAGAGACAGUGGAGAGUGGGAGGUGAUCGAGGGCUACCGGGCUCAGCACAGCCAGCACAGGACGCCCUGCAAGGGAGGUAUCCGCUACAGCACAGAUGUGACAGUAGAUGAGGUGAAAGCUCUUGCCUCGCUGAUGACGUACAAAUGUGCCGUCGUCGAUGUGCCAUUUGGUGGAGCCAAAGCUGGAGUGAAGAUCAACCCGAGGAAAUACUCAGACAACGAGCUUGAGAAAAUCACCAGGAGGUUCACCAUCGAGCUCGCCAAGAAAGGCUUCAUUGGGCCCGGCAUCGAUGUUCCUGCUCCAGACAUGAGCACCGGUGAGCGGGAGAUGUCCUGGAUCGCCGACACCUUCGCCACCACCAUGGGACACUAUGACAUCAAUGCCAACGCCUGCGUCACUGGGAAGCCCAUCAGCCAGGGAGGAAUCCACGGUCGCAUCUCUGCCACUGGUCGAGGAGUUUUCCACGGCAUCGAAAACUUCAUCAACGAGGCGGCCUACAUGAGCCAGCUGGGGAUGUGUCCCGGCUUCCAGGACAAGACCUUUGUCAUCCAGGGCUUUGGUAAUGUCGGUCUUCACUCCAUGCGCUACCUUCAUCGUUUCGGAGCAAAGUGUGUUGGAGUUGGAGAGAUGGACGGCAACAUCUGGAACCCCAAUGGCAUCGACCCGAAAGAGCUGGAGGACUACAAACUGGCUAAUGGGACCAUCGUGGGUUUCCCGAACUCGACAUUGUACGAGGGAAGCAUCCUGGAGGCCGACUGCGAUAUCCUUAUCCCUGCCGCCAGCGAGAAACAGCUGACGAAGAGCAAUGCACACAAGAUCAAGGCCAAGAUCAUCGCAGAAGGAGCCAAUGGUCCGACCACACCUGAGGCUGAUCGCAUCUUCCUGGAGAGGAACAUCAUGGUGAUCCCGGACAUGUACCUGAACGCUGGCGGUGUGACAGUUUCCUACUUUGAGUGGUUGAAGAAUCUGAAUCACGUCAGUUAUGGUCGACUCACCUUCAAGUACGAGCGAGACUCAAACUACCACCUGCUGAUGUCGGUCCAGGAGAGUUUAGAGAGGAAGUUUGGGAAACAUGGAGGUGCCAUUCCUGUUGUCCCCACAUCUGAGUUCCAGGCUCGCAUUGCUGGAGCCUCUGAGAAGGACAUCGUUCACUCUGGUCUGGCUUUCACCAUGGAGCGCUCUGCACGGCAAAUCAUGCGAACGGCCAACAAGUACAAUCUGGGUUUGGACCUGCGGACGGCCGCGUAUGUCAAUGCCAUCGAGAAGGUGUUCAAGGUUUACAGCGAGGCCGGCCUCAUCUUCACAUAGACCCUCCUCCAUCCACGUCUGUUACCUGUCUGUCUGAUUAUCUGUCACCUGUUUGACUGUUUGUUACCUGAAUGUCUGUUACUAGUCUGACUGUUACCUUUCUAUCUGUCUGUCUGUCUGUAUCUUAUCACCUCUGCAGGAUUUCACUUUUCAAUUGGUAUCCGUUUACGUUCUGCAGUUCAUCUCGUUGCGUUCAUUCCUUCUCUUCAUCACAUCUGUGUACCUUCUUCUUCUUCUUCUGUGAUUUAGAAUACACCUGCGGUUCACAGCUUUAAUGUCCCCUCGCUCGCCUGAAUCGCUGCUCUGCUGCUUUGUGCACAUAUCAGGAGGAAUUAUCUAAAAAAAUAGAAGCCUUAACUUCACAGAGGAACUUUUUACCGUUUGCCUGUGACACACUGAGCAACUAAAAGUAAAUGGACACCAUUUUAAAAAACUCAGAGCUGAAACUGUUUGUACCAAAGAUUCCCAACCUGUAGAGUCACCAGAUUAUUCAUUAUAAGAUAAAAAAACAUACAAAAUAAUAUUGUUCCCCCCCCAUUUUUCCUCUUUUAGUUACCCUUUUCUUAAUUAAAUGGUACUUUUUUCAAGUCCUCAAAUAAAACAAGAAAAGGGUAAAUAAAAUGGAAAAAAAGUUUUUUUUUUCCCUCUCCUUUAUGUAACUUUAAAGUGUUUAAAGGGUUUUAUUUCCAAGUCCUCUAGUAACACACUCUGGUUUAUUUGCUAGUAGAUUAUACAGGGUGACACAAAAAAACCGGGAACUUUUUAACAAUCAUGAAAUUAUUAUGAACAUUUUUAACUAAAACUGCAAUUAAUUAACUAUUAUCAAAAAAUAAUCAGUGAAAUCCAUACAAUGUGUAGAGUAGAGCAAGAAUGAGCAGAUAUUACACCGAAGUGACUUAAAAAAAAAAAAGCAGAUUUGCUAUUAAACAGGGCUGCAGUUAACAAUUUUUUUACGAGUUAAACUGCAGAUUGCUAACCUUUUUUGCUCUUAAUGCAAUAAAAGAAAUAAUAAAAAUGUUUACCCAAAGUGGCUAAAAAGCAGCCAAAAAUCAAAAAUGUUUGAAUUUAACAUUCACUUCUCACUUUAAAAAGUUGAAUUCACAGAAUUUUUUGCUGUUUAUGCUUUUUAAAAUAUCCGAUUUUUUGAUUUACUUCACAGGGAUGGUGCAAGUUAAUAAUCACAAUCGAGGGAGAUUAUUAUGAUUUAAAAUCUAAACAAACGAGUGUCAGUUUGUUGAUAAGGUAUCCACGUGCUUUUGGCCACUUGUUGUACACUUUGUCUCCAGUAGAGCUCAUAUAAUUUAUCUUCUUUUUAUAUAAUACCGUGCAAAUGUGCCUCAGGACUCUAGCUUUAGUAUUUACUGCCUUUGGAUGUGCAAAAGUAGUUUUAUUAAAGGACUAUUCUGUCUAUUUUUUGUGUAAUCUAAGAGCAAUAUCUGCAAAAUCCCAUUUACCCGUCGUUUCCAAAAUCAUCCGUCGGAGUGAUUCCAUUCUCUUCUGCAGAGCAACAAUGAAACGUGGAGUCCCAAAACUUUAAAGCAGAUUUGAGGCAUCUUAACUUCUCCUGUCAAGACAUAUUAAGCUGCAAGUAAUAGUUUAGUCUAUGAAAACAACUACAAAUGUUUUGUUUAGUGCAUCUAAAAGCUCUCGAAUAUUCAUUUUUACAACCAAAUAUGACGAUAAAAGCAGCAGAUUUUCUCCUCCAAAGAUGCAUAAAUCUGGAAAUGUUUGGAGUUUUUGCACAGUUUUUGCUUUGAAAAUGACCAAAACAAUGAUAUUUUUCCUUCGGUCGACUAAUCAGUUGGAGCUAAUCAGUUAUAAUUAAUGUGUGAGCUGCUUGCUAACACAUUGAUACACACUCGCAGGAUUACAGUGAUUCACAAACAAAAAUGUACUCCAAUUGUAGCCUGUUGACUUGAUUUUAAGCACUGAAUGGAUGGUUAAAAUGAGUCCUUCACAUGUUGUCAAAUCUCUGUGAGUUUGCCUUAAACGUCUGAUGCUGAACUUUGUCACUUUCCUUCUGAACAUUCAGAAAGUUGUUGUAAUCAGUAAGUAAACUAUGCAAACACAAGUUGAGCUGCUUGAAGGCUUGGCUACCUGGUAAAGUGAAGCUUCAUCUCUCUGGUGGAAAACGGGGGGAUUUUGCUCGAAACAUGCUGCAUGAAAGGGGGGAAAACAAGUUUAUUUUCUGUCUUUCAGACGAUUUUUUUUACUGCUUUGAUUUUGUCUGACAGAGUUUUUAUGGCUUUUUUGUUAAAAUCACAAAUUAAAACAAAGAAAGAGACA
This is a messenger RNA of Acanthochromis polyacanthus (spiny chromis), 4105 nucleotides long. Its product is annotated as glutamate dehydrogenase, mitochondrial. NCBI's taxonomy places the organism in Eukaryota, Metazoa, Chordata, Actinopteri, Pomacentridae. Gene Ontology annotation, molecular function: L-glutamate dehydrogenase (NAD+) activity. The coding region runs from base 182 to 1819 and encodes 545 amino acids. The transcript has 13 exons. Gene Ontology annotation, biological process: L-glutamate catabolic process. Gene Ontology annotation, cellular component: mitochondrion. The record is from RefSeq and is a predicted model, not a curated record.